Saccostrea cuccullata (small rock oyster) is the source of this 3455-nucleotide messenger RNA. RefSeq lists its product as uncharacterized. The record is from RefSeq and is a predicted model, not a curated record. The transcript has 8 exons. Bases 125 to 931 code for a protein of 268 amino acids. Lineage: Eukaryota; Metazoa; Mollusca; Bivalvia; Ostreida; Ostreidae.
AUGCGCUUCUCAUUCUUAUAAUACGUCCAAAGCUGUGUUUGAUUGCAUUUAUAAUAAUCAAUCGUGUGCACCAGCAAACGAAGAAAUUAUAAAACAGAUUGAAAGCCAUAUUGAAGUUUAUAAAAUGGACACAAAACGUUUAAAAGUGUUAGCAUUGUUUCUGAUGUCCAUUACAUUCAUUUUUUGGCUUGCGGCCAUUUCAACGCCUGGGUGGAUCAUAACGUCUCCGAAACCUCAUAAAGUACCCCCACUUCACGUGGAUUACUUUAAGCCAUCCAUGAUUUCAUACACAAGCUAUUCUUCUGAGAAGGAUUCCAAUAGUUCUUUUAUGACUUCAUUUACUAUAAAUUCUACGGAUAAUGAAAAUGAUGUCGACACGGGAAAAUAUCUAGAGAACAUCGUACAAAUGCCACAGAUAUCCGUCCAGAUGAGCAUUUUUUAUCUCCUCUUAUGUGAGAAAGGUCAGUGCCUUCCGGUACCCUACGGCAGCAGUGGAUUAAAAGUCACAGAAUAUCUUACCAGUAUUCCAUCGUUUUUUGAAAUGAAGAUAAUGGGGGUAUCUGCUCUCGUUUUAUGCAUUACGAGCUACAUUCUUCUCUUACUGAACUUAAAAUCUUCUCUUCAUGUUCUUGUCGGAGGAAUCGUCAUGGUUUUGGCCUGUAUAUUUUCAUUAAUUCUGGCCAUUCGAAUGACCGUGCCAAACUUUGAGAUGGCCAAUCUUGUCGAUGCCAUGAAUAUGGAAGUCAAUACACCUUACUCAAUUAUCCUUGCCUUCAUCGGAUCUCUGUUCGGAUUCUUUACUUCGUCAUUAAUUGGGAUUUUAUACUCAAAGCUUCGGAAACAAUGUGCAGACGACCAGACGCUGGAUUUGAUUUCGACAACUUCCUCUGACAACAUUUCUGUCCUUAAAGAAAUCAGUUCAAAAACUUAAAAACAGUUGAUAUCUAUUAUUUGAAGAAAAGAAAUUCAAAUUUACCUGAGCCAUAUCUGUAUAAUAUUGUCGUGAAAAUGUUUAUAAAUGUCGUCGGCAAUGUGAUGAAAACAAUUUUUCAUUCCCCCCCCCCCAAUUUUCUCUGUAUAGAAACAUAUACACUGUAGUAUUAAUUGAAGAUUGAAUUGUUAUUAAAAUUAAGCACCCCUAGUUGAAUACAAGAGUGUUCCAAUGAAACAUAUGGAGAUAACGAACAGUAUUCCAAACCAAAGAUCCAUAAAACAAUACAAAACAGGAGCAGACCAAACACGGACCUCCAAAACAUCAGAGUUGGGAUAAUGUGCCAUGGAGGAGUGAGCAUCCCCUGCCGACCGGUUAGACCUGCCGUGUGCUUCUUGUCAUGAUUGGGAUCCAAGGAAUGCAUGUGUUGCCUGCUUUGUAGCUUUUAAAAUUGUAAAUAAACCUGAGAGUGAUCAGCUAUUUAGUAUAAGCAUAAUAGUUUAUGAAUUUUCCCACAAAGAAAAAAGCGUUAUUGUAUAGUUUAAGACUGCAAUAAAAUCUGUCAAUCAAAGAAAUGAUGGCUUCCCAGCCUUCAAAUGAAAAUACAUGUUCAUGUAUUUUCCAUCAAUCCUCAAAGAGAGGUUACAGUCUGUCCUUACAACAAUGUGUCCGUCUACAAAAUCCACAUUGAAAGGACGACCCUGAGGUAAUUUCAAUGUACAUGUAUUAAAAAAGGUACAUAUCAUACAAUUUCAAAGUACAGUAUCCUGAGCUCAUAAACAUGCAUAUAAAUGCAUCAUAUUGAAAUUAUAAGACCUCGCCUCUCAGAGUUCAAAUAAUAAGUAUAAUUAAACUUCCCAAGGUUAUUUUCUUGGUCAAAAUGUCAAGUUAGAUGGUCACGAGGUCAGUACGCAUGGUUAUUUAUGAAAGCCAAAGAGCCAAGCAAAUGCACAAAAAGAUCAAAUCCACACCUUUUACAGUUCUCGAGAUCUACAUGACAAAAAACAGACGAAUAGACAGACAGGCGACCGUUAAAUUGAUUCCUAAAUGUCGCUCUGAUCUGUUGGCGACACAGAAAUGAGCCUCAAAGUCAUUUUGAGAGUUGCAGUUUUACAAGAAAUUAAUUUAUCAUUUAUAUAGUUUUAUAUUUCUUUCGUAUGAAAUGUGGAUCCAACUAGAUUUGACGACAAGGGCAGUGACAGAAUCAAUAUUGUUAUCUGUUUUUUAUUGUUUCCAUUAAAUUCAAUGUCUUGAGUGUUAAACUUUGUCAUAUGAUAAUAGAAGUUUCUUUCAACUGAUGUUUAUUAUACAUAUCUAAAUGCGAGCCAUCUCCUUUUAGUUUAUCAUUAAUGGACACAUGUAUACAAAAGCUGUGUUUAGUUUUCGGAUCUCUUAUGAGUAUAAGUUUUAUUGUUGUUAUCUCAUAUUUUUAAAAAUUAUGUACGCGCAUGUGUGAAAUGUCCUUUACAUGUAUAAUUUUUCCGUUCUUUCCCGAUCAUGACAGGGAGCACACGGCGAGUGUGACCUGUCAGCAGGGGAUGCUCUUUCCUCCAUGGCACCUGCUCCCACCUCUGAUGUUUCGGAGGUCCGUGUUGGCUCUGCUCCUAUUUUGUAUUGUUUUAUGGACUUUGAUAAUGAAUACUGUUCGUUAUCUCCAUAUCCCUCCAUAUGUAUGUUUUAUACUUUUAUUAAACGUAAAUUGUCACCAUACCUUUUAGAAAUUGUAUUAUUGCAUUCCAGAAAAUGAUGUAGAAGGGAUUCAUGAUCACUGAAAUAAUUCUUUGAGGUGAACUAAAAGGGUUUUCAAUAUCAUGAAAUAUGGCUAACUCUUUAAUAAAAAUGCAACUCGGAAAUGUUCGUAUUUUAUAGAUAGACAAUAGCAAGAUAACUUCGUUAAAAUCACACCGAUUCUACAUACAAGUACUCUGGGGGCUCCUUUCUUAACGUUUACGUAGUUUUUGUCGACUCAAUAUAUUUGGAAUAAUAAAUAACACUGAGACUAUCACAUCUGUUUCAUAUUUAAAUGCUUUACUGUCUAUCGAAGAUAAGGUCAAAAAUAACUAAAAUAGAAGAGAACUUCAGCUUCUUUUCUCGUCAUGUUUCCUUCCUUAUAAUUAUCUUGUAAUGUUCUGUCCUUAAUUACAUAAGAUGUUGAUCUCUCCAAAAGUUUUGAUACUAAAGAACAUGUCUGUGUACGAUCGAUUUUUAAGGCAAGACAGGUACCUGACAGAUAAGUUGAUGUUGCAAGGAUUUCAACAAUCUUGUUUUGAUAAAUGUAUUUCGUAAAUACUAUGGUUGCCACAUUGAACACAUAUGCAUCCCCCUCGCCCCCGAUUACCAUUAUUAGGUCAUUAUAUGGCUGACGUGUUUCAUACAAAUUAUUAUGUAACGCUUUUUUAUGCUAAAUUUGACUUAUGACAGGGAAUGCUUAUUCCUCUUAGACACCUAAUCGUACCUAAGGAACUUCAGGGGAUCUGUAUUUAAUGACCUAUUCGCAGAUGUAUAUGAAUUGUAGAUUUUUUUC